Molecule: messenger RNA, 3836 nt
Organism: Ipomoea triloba (trilobed morning glory)
Lineage: Eukaryota; Viridiplantae; Streptophyta; Magnoliopsida; Solanales; Convolvulaceae
Product: homeobox-leucine zipper protein REVOLUTA-like
Exons: 18
Coding region: 1026-3542 (838 amino acids)
Molecular function (GO): DNA-binding transcription factor activity; DNA binding; lipid binding
Source: RefSeq, a predicted model, not a curated record
CUGCCAUUUUCGAUUUGUGUAAGCUUUAAGCCUUCUCUCUUUCUCUCUCCCUCGCUCCACUGCACAUUAGGCUCACUUUCUCUCUAGAGCUCAGUGUAAUUUGAUUGAGAUGUCUAUGAGACUUCAUGCAAAGACAGAUCCUUUGGGAGGGCUAUAAUCUAAUGCCUUGACCUUUCUUUUCUCUGCUCUCCACUUCUUCUCCGCCUGCUUAGAGAAAGGGAGAGAGAAGCCUUUCUUCUUUGGGGGAGCGAAUUGUUUUCGUGAAUUUAGGCCCUUUCCAGCUAUCAAUUUGUCUUGAUGUAAAUAUCACCAAAAAGGGGUGUUUAAAUUUGUCGUGUGUUUUUGCUCAUCACUUUUGGGGGUGUGAAGUUUUCGUGAACCCAGGCUCGAAUUCCCGUAGUUUCAGGUGCCUUUCUCUCAACGUGUCAUUUGCCACGCAACCAGACCGGCCUUUUGGGUGCGAAACGUGAGGUGGUUUCGUUGUUUUUCAAGAAAAUUUGGCGGUUUUGGUGAGGUAAAAAUUCAAGCUUUUUGGUGAAACAAGAAAAUGGUGGGUUUCUUUUCUCUAACACGAGUUGUUUACAGCUACUUUAUUAAUGGUUAAGUGAUUUUUCAUGUGUAAUUUGGCCUAUAUAGGGAGAUGGAUAAUUGCUAGAACAGCUUUAGUUGCGCAGUUUUGGCUGUACCUUCAUUUGUAAGGGAAGCGUGAACUGUGUUUGUGAGCCUUCUGAAAAAAGGGAAAAGAGAAAGGAUAAAAGACCCAAAAGGGCAGUCAAGAAUCUUCUGUUUCAAUCAAGAUCGAUAAUUUCAUUGCUGAGAUCACUAGAAAGGAAUAAAGAAAAUUACCCAGAAAAAAAAAAAAAAAAAGAAGCUUGGGUUCAGAGAAUCUUAGUUCUGUGAGUGAAUAUAUACAAAAGCUGCUUACACAGUUGUAGGGAAUAUCUCUGUGGGCUUGUUUUCAAAAGAGGGGUGUUUGAAAAUCUGUGAGGUUUUUCUGUUGUGUGGUGUGAGGGAGAGGGGAAAUAAUGGCUAUGGUAGUACACCAGCAUAGGGAGAGUAGCAGUGGGAGCAUUCACAAGCACCUUGAUGCCGGAAAGUAUGUCCGCUACACGGCGGAGCAGGUGGAGGCUCUGGAGAGAGUCUAUGCUGAGUGUCCUAAGCCGAGUUCCUUGCGCCGGCAACAGCUGAUCCGGGAAUGCCCCAUUUUGUCCAACAUUGAGCCCAAACAGAUCAAGGUUUGGUUUCAGAACAGGAGAUGUCGGGAGAAGCAACGGAAAGAGUCUUCUCGCCUUCAAACUGUGAACAGAAAGUUGUCUGCAAUGAACAAACUGUUAAUGGAGGAAAAUGACCGCCUGCAGAAACAGGUGUCCCAGCUAGUGUCUGAGAAUGGCCUUAUGCGGCAGCAUUUGAGAACCGCGCCAACAACUACUGAUGCAAGUUGUGAAUCGGCGGUAACCACCACUCAUCAUUCUCUAAGGGAUGCUAGUAAUCCUGCUGGACUUCUUUCAAUUGCAGAAGAAACCUUGGCAGAGUUCCUUUCAAAGGCUACGGGAACUGCUAUUGAUUGGAUCCAAAUGCCUGGGAUGAAGCCUGGUCCGGAUUCGGUUGGGAUCUUUGCCAUUUCACAUAGUUGCAGUAGAGUGGCUGCACGAGCAUGUGGUCUUGUUAGCUUAGAGCCUACCAAGAUUAUUGAGAUCCUCAAAGAUCGUCCAUCUUGGUUCCGUGAUUGUCGGAGCCUUGAAGUUUUUACAAUGUUUCCUGCUGGAAAUGGAGGUACAAUUGAGCUUCUAUACACACAGAUUUAUGCUCCUACGACAUUGGCUCCAGCACGGGAUUUUUGGACACUGAGAUAUACAACCACCUUGGAGAAUGGUAGCCUCGUGGUUUGUGAAAGGUCUCUUUCGGGUACUGGGGCGGGCCCUAAUGCAUCUGCUGCUUCUCAGUUUGUGAGAGCUGAAAUGCUUCCAUCUGGAUAUCUCAUCCGACCUUGUGAGGGUGGAGGAUCGAUAAUACAUAUCGUUGACCACCUUAACCUUGAGGCAUGGAGUGUGCCGGAGGUUUUACGCCCGCUUUACGAGUCAUCCAAAGUUAUUGCACAGAAAAUGACCAUCGCAGCACUGCGAUACAUCAGACAAAUAGCUCAGGAAACUAGCGGUGAGGUGGUUUAUAGUCUGGGCAGGCAACCAGCUGUACUCCGAACAUUUAGCCAGAGAUUAAACAGAGGCUUCAAUGAUGCUAUCAAUGGGUUCAAUGACGAUGGCUGGUCAGUAUUGAGCGGUGACGGUGCUGAAGAUGUUACAGUUGCCAUUAAUUCAACCAAGAGCUUGGGCACCACUUCGAAUACACUUCCGAUGCUCGGGGGCAUUCUGUGUGCAAAGGCGUCUAUGCUACUCCAGAAUGUCCCUCCUGCUGUGCUGGUUCGUUUCCUAAGGGAGCAUCGUUCCGAGUGGGCAGACUUUAACGUUGAUGCCUAUUCUGCUACUGCUUUGAAAACUAACUCAUGUGCAUAUCCCGGGAUGAGGCCGACAAGAUUCACCGGAAGCCAGAUUAUUAUGCCGCUUGGUCACACAAUUGAACAUGAAGAGAUGCUUGAAGUCAUCAGACUUGAAGGACACUCUCUUGGCCAUGAAAAUGCUUUUAUUUCAGGAGACAUUCAUCUGCUGCAGAUGUGUCGGGGAAUUGAUGAGAGUGCAGUGGGGGCUUGCGCUGAACUUGUUUUUGCUCCAAUAGAUGAAAUGUUUCCCGAUGAUGCACCACUGCUGCCGUCUGGUUUUCGCAUCAUCCCAUUAGACUCGAUAUCAAAUGAUGCACAGGAUACAUUGAAUGCUCAAAGAACGUUGGAUUUAACAUCAAGUCUUGAAGUGGGUCCAGCAACAAAUACUGCCCAGAAUGCCUCCUCUUCGUCAUGUGCUGCACGAUCACUGUUGACAAUCGCUUUCCAAUUCCCGUACGAGGACAAUCUGCAGGAAAAUGUAGCUACAAUGGCUCGCCAAUAUGUGCGCAGUGUGAUUUCGUCUGUUCAAAGAGUUGCAAUGGCAAUAUCUCCGACAGGAUUGGGUCCCACUCUUGGACCAAAGGUGUCGCCUGGCUCCCCAGAAGCUCUAACGCUGGCUCAGUGGAUCAACCAGAGCUAUAGUUAUCACAUGGGAGCACAAUUGCUAGGAACUGAUUCUGUGGGCGCUGAAUCGGUGUUGAAAAAUCUGUGGCAUCACCAUGAUGCCAUCUUGUGCUGCUCGAUAAAGUCGCUGCCUGUUUUCAUCUUUGCAAACAAGGCUGGGCUGGACAUGCUGGAAACAACUUUAGUCGCCCUACAGGAUAUCACAUUGGAUAAAAUCUUUGACGAAUCAGGGCGCAAGGCACUAUUUGCUGAACUCGCAAAGAUCAUGCAACAGGGUUUUGCUUACUUGGCUGGCGGAAUCUGCAUGUCAGCCAUGGGACGCCACAUUUCAUACGAACAAGCCAUAGCGUGGAAAGUCGUUGCAGACGACGAAAGCACUGUCCACUGCCUGGCUUUCUCUUUUAUAAACUGGUCGUUCGUUUAAAUUCUGUGUGUCGUUGUCAAUGGAAUUGGAAGGCGGAUAAGCGGUGAAGAUGUUGAUGAAGCAAGGAGGGAAAAUUAAAGUUUUGUUGCAUUCCAAUUAAACUGAGUGGGGGGGUUUAAUUUGUUAGAUUGGGUGUGUGGUGCUGAGUUUUUGUAAAGUCUGCUAGCAUAGAUCUCUUUAUUUAUUCAAAUCACAUUCUUUAAUCUUGUAACUGCUGCUACUUCAAUUCUGCUUCUUAUUACAACUAGUCGAUCUUCGCAAAAUCAAAAUGUGCAUCACUUUAGGUUUAUACCA